Messenger RNA from Lolium rigidum, 2716 nucleotides. Its product is annotated as mitochondrial substrate carrier family protein C-like. The transcript has 7 exons. Gene Ontology annotation, cellular component: mitochondrial inner membrane. Gene Ontology annotation, biological process: transmembrane transport. NCBI's taxonomy places the organism in Eukaryota, Viridiplantae, Streptophyta, Magnoliopsida, Poales, Poaceae. Bases 249 to 2426 code for a protein of 725 amino acids. The record is from RefSeq and is a predicted model, not a curated record. Gene Ontology annotation, molecular function: calcium ion binding; S-adenosyl-L-methionine transmembrane transporter activity.
GCGGCUCGCCGCUUCUCCACCUCCCGUCUCCCCUCCUCCUCCCGGCCACCUCUCCCUCCUCUCUCGCCUCAUCGAAACAAACGGCACAGGCUCAUCCUCCGCCGCCGCCGCCUCUCGCCGGAAGGUACGGACCACCACCAUUCGUGAGAGAGAGGCCCGCCGCUGGUUAACCGGUAUGCGGCCGCUCGCCGGGAUCCACCGCGCCACCUAGCGUCCCCACCGCAGCCGCGGCCGCGUGCCUCGUCGCGAUGGCGUCCGACCAGCACCCCAUCGACUCCUUCCUCGCCGCCGCCCGCGGCGCCCUCGCCCACCUCCACCUCCCCAUCCACAUCCCCGGAUCCGACCCCACCAAGCAGAGGCAGCAGCAGCAGCAGCGCCAGCCUGACUGCCUCCUCCACCUCCACGUCGUCCUCACCAACUUCCUCCACAAGCCCCUCAGGUCAUUCUCGAGAUGCUUCGGCAACGACGACAAGCCCAAGCGGGGCCGGAACAAACAGUUGCCGCCCGUGGACACGGGAAAAAAGCACCAGCAGCAGCAGCAGCUGGAGCUGCUGCUCUGCAUUGCGUUCGACGCCUUGGCGCACAACCUGCAGGUGCUGGAGGGCGCCUGCAAGCAAAAGGGCGAGGAAUUCGGCAGCGCCGCCCUGCAGAUGGAUCAGUUUCAGGUUGUCAGGAAGGUUAUCGUCGGUAAGAAGGCUGAUUUCGAUGGCUUCAUUUCCAACCUGGGGUUUGCCAGGGUGGGGGCGCCACCGGCAAGCUUUGUCGAUGACUCGCCGGUCUCAGCGCCGCCGGCUGCUGGCCAGGAGGGACCUGCAAGUGUAACUGGGGACAGGGAGGGGGUUGACAGUGGUGGUUAUUCUGCACAACAACCACCACAAAAGUUUGCUGGUCGGUUGCUCAACAUCCCGCUGUCGAAUGUGGAGCGGCUGCGGUCAACCCUGUCCACGGUUUCGCUCACGGAGCUGAUUGAGUUAGUUCCGCAGUUGGUUGGCAGAUUGUCGACUUCUGGGGAUAGCCAUCCAGACAAGAAGAAGCUUUUCUCCGUGCAGGACUUCUUCCGGUACACUGAAUUUGAAGGAAAGCGAUUUUUUGAGGAAUUGGACAGAGAUGGUGAUGGCCAAGUCACCCUGGAAGAUCUUGAAGUUGCAAUGAGAAAGAGGCGAUUGCCGAGGAGGUAUGCUCGGGAUUUGUUACGGCGUACCAGAAGUAACUUCUUUUCAAAAUCGAUUGGGUGGAAACAAUUUCUAUCCUUGAUGGAGCAGAAGGAGGCAACAAUACUACGGGCAUACACCACAUUAUGUUUGAGCAAGUCCGGCACACUUCAGAAAAAUCAAAUCCUUGAAUCGUUAAAAGGUGCAGGCCUUCCGGCCAAUGAAGAUCAUGCUUCUGCCAUGUUGCGCUAUCUAAAUGCAGAUUCGGAGGGAUCAAUCUCAUAUAGCCAUUUUCGCAGCUUCAUGCUUCUACUUCCUUCAGAGCGCCUUGAAGAUGAUCCUCGGAACAUUUGGUUUGAAGCUGCAACUUUGGUUGCUAUUCCCCCACCUGUAGAAAUAUCCACCGGAAAUGUGUUGAAGUCAGCUUUAGCUGGAGGCCUUGCUAGUGCACUUUCUACCUCUAUGUUGCAUCCUAUUGAUACAAUGAAGACACGUGUUCAAGCAUCUACGCUCUCAUUUCCAGAGCUCAUUUCAAAGCUUCCACAAAUUGGGAUUCAAGGACUGUAUCGAGGUUCUAUCCCUGCAAUUCUAGGACAGUUUUCAAGCCAUGGUUUGAGGACAGGAAUCUUUGAAGCAAGUAAGCUCAUAUUAGUAAGAGUGGCUCCAACACUUCCUGAGAUUCAGGUGCAAUCAUUGGCUUCCUUCUGCAGCACAAUCCUGGGAACCGUCGUCCGUAUUCCUUGUGAGGUUCUUAAGCAACGUUUACAGGCUGGAAUCUUUGACAAUGUGGGGGAGGCCAUUGUUGGUACCAUGCAAAAAGAUGGCAUAAGGGGCUUCUUCCGUGGCACUGGAGCCACUCUUUGUCGUGAGGUUCCUUUCUAUGUCGCUGGAAUGUGCCUUUAUGGUGAAGCUAAAAAGGCGGCACAGCAUGUCUUGAGCAGAGACUUGGAACCAUGGGAAACCAUAGCAGUUGGAGCACUGUCUGGAGGUCUUGCAGCGGUUGUCACCACCCCCUUCGACGUGAUGAAGACCCGGAUGAUGACUGCCCCUCCAGGCACGCCAGUCUCCAUGCAGUUGAUAGUCCUCUCCAUCCUACGGAAUGAGGGCCCUCUCGGGCUCUUCAAGGGUGCGAUCCCGCGCUUCUUCUGGAUUGCUCCUCUCGGAGCAAUGAACUUUGCAGGGUAUGAGCUCGCCAAGAAGGCGAUGAUCGAAGCCGAGAGCGAGCCCACCGACUCCCUACAUGAGAAGAAAACCAUGGUGGGUGCAAGAGGAUGACUGGUCCAUCCACCCGGCUUGGCUGGUUACGUCUGUGGUGUAAACAGAGAACUAGAACCAUGCAACAGAAGUUUUUGUGCCCUUGUUGCAAAAGAAACAGGACGUUUUUUUUCACAAUCCUUCUUACCAAAUGUUAGGUUCUUGGGUCCUUUCCCAUUUGAGGAUAUCUUUUUCUAUCUAUAUAUAGGCCUUUUGCUCCCUUUACACCCCUGUAUGUAUAAUAGAUGACUGGAACUACAAGAGUUGGCAUGCCACUCUUUCUUCCUGCGGAGCUUACUUUCACUUGUUAU